AUGUGUUUCCAAACAAGCAAGCUGGAGCGCUGCCUAGCUGAAGACAUCCUAAACUCGGUAAAGAGAGUGAGGGAGAAGCGCAGCUCAUCUGACGUGAGCUCUGCUCUGCAACGUCGGUGGAUAGUACUCCAGCUGCUGAUGCAGGUGUGGCUAGCAGCCAGCCCAGCUCAAACAGAGCGCCCAUGCCCAAAGAGCUGUCGCUGUGAUGGGAAAAUUGUUUAUUGUGAAUCAAGUGCAUUUCGUGAUGUCCCCAAGAACCUCUCAGGAGGUUGUGAAGGCCUGUCGUUAAGAUACAACAGCCUAUUGAAUCUUCGAGCCGGCCAGUUUAUUGGCCUGAACCACCUCAUCUGGCUUUAUUUAGACCACAAUUACAUCACGUCUGUAGAUGGGAUGGCCUUCCAAGGAGUUCGCAGGCUAAAAGAACUGAUCUUGAGCUCCAACAAGAUCACAUCACUUCAUAACACCACAUUCCAUCCUGUGCCCAAUUUGCGUAACCUUGAUUUGUCAUACAACAAACUGGAAGCAUUACAGUCAGGGCAAUUCCAAGGACUACGGAAGCUUCUCAGCCUUCAUAUUCGCUCCAAUUCACUAAAGAUCCUUCCUUUGCGUCUCUUCCAAGAUUGCAGAAAUCUCGAGUUUCUUGACAUGGGUUACAACCGCUUGCGAAGUAUCACUCGGAAUGCACUUUCAGGCCUCGUCAAGCUGACAGAGUUACACCUGGAACAUAACCAAUUCUCAAAGAUAAAUUUUUCACAUUUUCCUCGUCUCUACAAUUUGCGGGCACUUUAUCUCCAGUGGAAUCGAAUUCGCUCAAUGAGCCAGGGUCUAACCUGGAUUUGGGCUUCAAUCCAAAAACUUGAUUUGUCUGGCAAUGAUCUGUCAGAACUCGACGCAGCCAUUUACCAGUAUUUGCCCAACCUCCAAACCCUCAAUCUGGACUCAAACAAGUUAACAAAUGUAUCCCAAGAGGUUGUUGAUGCAUGGGUUUCUGUCACUACAAUCAGUUUGGCUGGAAAUGUUUGGGAUUGCGGGUCAGCCAUUUGUCCUCUGGUCUCAUGGCUGAGAAAAUUUAGGGGUGCAAAGGAAACCAAUAUGAUAUGUGCCUCUCCAAAGAAAGCCCAAGGUGAGAAAGUGAUGGAUGCUGUUGACGCCUUUAGUGUUUGCCAAUUGACCCAAGUGACGAUGCUCACCGCAAGUAUUCCUCCCACUCCUUCCAACGUUUCUAAGCAGCCUGAAAAUCACCCAGCGAUUUUGGCUUCACCCACGCGUUCAGGAAAAAGAGCAGAAGGCUCUAUCAGGGGCCCGACUUCAUCAGCUGUUACCCAGCCAGUGGCUCUUCCCCCAGAUCAAGACCUGCAGCCUGUGUCUUUCCAUAAAAUUGUUGCAGGAAGUGUUGCCCUUUUUCUGUCUGUUGCAAUGAUCCUGUUGGUGAUCUAUGUGUCGUGGAAACGCUAUCCGAGCAGUGUCAAGCAGCUUCAGGAGAAUUCAUCGACAGCCCGUAAGCGACGGAAGAAGUCGAAGGAAACAGAACGCACUUUGAGCUCUCCCCUGCAGGAGUACUAUGUGGACUAUAAACCCAAUCAUUCAGAGGCCAUGGAUGUGCUUGUCAACGGGACGGGAACCUGCACUUACACUAUCUCAGGCUCCCGAGAAUGCGAGGUUCCCCAUCAGAUGGGUGCACUGACCUUCUACCGAUACGAGCAGCCGAUUGUAGACUACUGCCAAGCCCAUCAACCCCUGCGGUUAAACAUGAGCUAUGAGGCUCCCCCUCAAGGUCUCGAGGGGCUGGAAGACCUUGGGCCAUGUGAGAGGGGUACUAUACAGACAGUAGCACUCCCGGCUGUGCCCACCGCUGCCACAAUAGGACCCUCAGUACCAGGACCUCGUUCUCCUCCUCCAGCACUCAGGCCAACGACCGACACUCCCAGUGCCAAUCUUACCAAUGAGCGCACCGGCACACUUAAAUUUGGACGCUAG
Messenger RNA from Nerophis lumbriciformis (worm pipefish), 1977 nucleotides. The record is from RefSeq and is a predicted model, not a curated record. NCBI's taxonomy places the organism in Eukaryota, Metazoa, Chordata, Actinopteri, Syngnathiformes, Syngnathidae.